Molecule: messenger RNA, 3914 nt
Organism: Parasteatoda tepidariorum (common house spider)
Lineage: Eukaryota; Metazoa; Arthropoda; Arachnida; Araneae; Theridiidae
Source: RefSeq, a predicted model, not a curated record
ACAGCCCAAUGGAAUCUUUUUACAAAAUGUUUAUGGGGUUCUAAUUCAUCACACAAUAAGAAAAACAUGAAGAAGAAAAAGCGUUCGCAAUUACCCAAAGGGCAGAAGGUGAUUCAUCGCCAUUUUAAAAGGAGAAGGAAAACUACUUUGUCUAAAAUCCUCCAAGCAGGUUCAAACAGCCGUCGCACGAAGGAAUUGUUGCAGAAUAAUAGAGCAUUGACAGCUGAACUUGUAGAAUGUAGGACCAUAAUAGCUAACAACACUAGAAUGAUCCAAAGUUAUAAUGUAGCCAGUACUCAAGUUUGUAUGGCGCAAAGAAAACUUAAAGACAUGGCCUCAACUUUACAAAAAGUGGUAGGUGAUUUGGAUGCUGCUUUAAAUUACCUUGAUGUGAGACAUCUAAUUUCUUCAACAAUAUUUUCUAAUGAUUUCAAACCUGAAUCCUGUCCACCAGAAUUGGAAACUAUUGAGGAAAGUCCCAGAUCAUCAGUCGCCAGCAAUGAAGUUGAACUCAUGGAAGAUGCAACGCCUGUUUUUGAUGAUUAUGUUACAGAAAUCUAUAAUGUUACUAACUUUCUUAAUCUUGAUAAACAAAAUGGUUCAGAAGAAAACAAUGUUUCUACAAUACGGACACCUGAAAUGCCCCAAUUCAGUCCCCAAAAGUAUACUAGUAAAAUGCCAGAUUUUGUAUAUGAGAAACCUAAAGACAUAGAAGGGAAAGAAUUUACAAAAGAAACAACACCCAAAGCAAAAACAAGCUCUAAUCUCUCCAGAAUACCGGUGCGACGACAUAACUUAUUUUGCGAUCUGGGUAUACCUGACACUCCUGAAGCUUUCGUUCCUUCGAUUCGACGAGAAACUUUUGUUGUUAACCAGCUAAACAAAGAUAACAAUGACUGCUUACCUGUUUCUGUGAAGUCGGGAACAGACUCUUUGCAGGAACUAGCGCACGAGUUACAAGCCACCAAGAAGGCUGAUUCAGAUAAGAGAGGCACAUUUGUAAUUCCUCAUUUGCCACCGCAGAAACCAGAUCCCAGACCUGGAAACCCAUUCCAAUUGCCUCAUGAAAUUUGUACUGGUGAUAUGACCCUGAACUUUGUUGAAGACAUGGAUCUCACUGAAAUUAUCCCCUCUGUUGCCCUUGCAAGUUCAACAUAUGAAAUGCAUUUUAAUAACUUCUCUCUUCCUUCCAAUAAAACAGCAUGCAACCUGAAAGAUUUACCUUCUGUUUCGAAUAUUUCAAAACCAAUAUCUCCCAUUGAAAAAUUUAAACCUUCUCCUAAUCUAAGUAUAGUAUCCAGUGAUCAUAAGCCCGGGUCAUCAAUGUUGAAAAAAGGAAAAGUUGUUUCAAAAUGCUUUGAAGAAGGUUUUGUGCCCGAAUCUAGUAACCUAAAACCCACCAAUAAAAUUUCUAAUAAGUUAAUUGGAUCAAAUUCCUUAAAUGAAGCUUUUAAGCAUCCCACAAUAUCAACCCCGCCUACAGUAAAUACAGGGUCGCCCGAGUAUUGCCAUAAAUCUGUCGGCCAAUCAGUAUCACCUACUAUACCCGAAGAACUGUUAAAGCAACAAAAGUUAUCGAUUGAUCCUAUCAUUGCAGUUGAAAGUGAUUUAGAUGUCAUAAAUGAGCGCAUAAAAUCUAAUCGAGCUUCUAGAAAGUCAGUGUUGCCUUAUCCUGCUAAAGGAGUUUCAAAGCAAACGAACCAAACAAAUGAUGCAGAUGAUUUGGAAGAAGUACACGAAUGUCGAAGAUCGAAAACUUCUAAAAUGACAGUAUUACCCAAUUUUUUAAAAAAAUCACCAAGCUACCAAAAUUUAUCAUCUAAUCAUGAUCUGUCAGAAGAAACUGAUUCAGAAGCAAUAGAUAAGCAAAACAAAUCUAGUAAAGCCUCUAUCAAAUCGUUGUUACCUAAUCCUAAAGAAUUAUUAAAUCAGCUAAACUUAUCAGGUAACAUUGAUCUGCCAGAUACAGCUCAUACAAAAGCUACAAAUGAGGUCAUGUCUUUGGAUGAAAUAACAAGGCCAUCAUGUAGCACUGAAAAAACAGUAGUGAAUAGAGAACAUUCAAAGGAACCAGAAAUUUCAAACAGCAAAUCCACAAAAAAGAAUCUUAAGAAAACUUCUAGUAUAUGUCCUAGAAAAUCUGUUUUGCCUAAAAUUUCAGAAAAUUCAUCAAAUUCAGAAAAUUCAUCAAAUUCAUCUUUUUCGGAUAUGUUCCCCUCAGAUUCUGAACCUGAGGUUAUUGCAACAGAACAGCAGAGAAAGAGAAUCCCAGGCAGGAGAAGUUUAAAACCAGGCCGAAGAGGACCUUUCAUAUUUAAAAAAACUAGGAAGUCUAAUUCAAAGCUUAAUAAGCUUGAAUGUGCCGAUUCUAAAGGAUACGACUUCUCUUUGUCCGACGAAGAUGAGGAACCGACCACGAAAUGUAGGCAGAGCAAAAAACCACCCAAAAAGAGUUCAAAAAUGCCAAAGAAUAAAAAUACAGUUGCCGUUCUAGAGCGAGAUAUCGGACUCAUGUAUCAAGAGCAAGGUCGAAAGAAACGCUCCUUGAAAAAGAAAGUUUCAUUUGCAAAUAUUAAUGCAACCCCUACAAAUAGUGACGACGAGGACAGAGUUAAAAACUCUGAGAGAGAAAUUAAAAUUGUGGAUAUGUUUGAACCUAAUGAUUGUGAGAAAAAAAGUGUUCCUGUGCGACGCUCGAUGCUUAAAAAACCAUCACUGCCCGCUGAAAAAAGUUACAUUUCACACAAUAUUUCUCCCAAUAUUGAACACAAAUUAAAAAGCUCAUUUCCAAGUACUGAUGAAAGUGAAGAGGAGUUAAGGUCCAAGAAAAAUGAGAAAUCUGAAGAAACUGAAAAACAAACAAAUAAGGUUAAGGGAAGAAGCCAAGGAGAUGGUCUUGUAAAUGUGACUGAUAAAAAAAUGGAUGGUGAGCCUAAAGAGAUUGAAACAGACUACCCUCUUAUUGCUACAACACAUGUUGAUAAAAUAGAUGUUAGCAAAAAAUCAAGUUUAAAUGUGAAACAAGGGAAUAGUUCCUCUAAGUUGAGUGGUGCGAAAUCUCAUAAAAACUCUGAAUUUUUCGGAUUUGAGAGUAAAAGGUCUAAAAGCAAAAAGACGUUCUCAGGGAUUUCCGAAAGGUCUAGCAGGAAGAGAGUAACUGCAACCGAUGACUUCUUAGAUGAUGUUGAUAUCCCUUUUCCGGAAGAAAAUCCAAAUGGUGGGGCUUCAGAUAUAAAAAGCCUGAGCAGUGCCACACAGAGCACCCAUACAUCGUUGGCAAAGCCACCGAUUGAUAACUUAAAUGCGGAAGAUGUUGCAGUGGAAAAUGAAACGAGUGAUGCCAAUGUUGCUCCCUCCAGCGACAAAGAAAUGGAAGCUCCGACGGUGGUCCCGAAAACGCCGGUCUUCGUAAAUGUGAGUUCCAAGAAAAUUUCUAACCUGAAAAGAAAUAAAAAAACCAAAACUCCAACUUCAUCUGAUGUGCUGACAGAAGUUAAAGAGAAUGCCAGGAAAAGUAAAUCUAAGAAUGUUCUUAAAGAGAACAUUAAAGACUCAGCUUUCACUCCUCCUCCCUCUAAAGCAAGAAAAACUGAUAGCACUGGAAGUCUAAAAGAGAAUUUCGUUGUUCCUGACUUAGAAAGUGGAGGACGAAGUAGGCGUAAUCGGCCAACAGUAAACUUUAAGGAACCUAGCCUGAAUCGGAAAUUAAGAAGAAACUAAUCUUCUUAGUCUUCUUUUUGUAAUCAGUAUCAUUUCUGUGCUAUGUAUAUUUUUAAAAACAUUGUCGCCUUAUAAGCUUUGUAUGAAACUUUGAAUUAGAAUUUUAGUCUUCUUUUUGUAAUCAUUAUCAUUUCUGUGUUAUGUAUAUUUUUAGAAACUAGAUAGUUUGAAAUAAAUUGUUUUGCUGCCAUUAA